AUGGGAGUGUGCAGUGGAGAUGGGGGCCCAAGGGCUGGCUAUAAAUCCCCACCGGAGGCCGGCACAGGCGGCCGCCCUCCCGGCUCAGGAGCACAGGGAACGGCCUUUCCCAGGGCCCUGCUGCCGCUGCAUCUCACCUCGGCCUUGACCGUGAGCUUGGGUGAGGCCUUAAGAUGCGUCACCUGUGAGCAGCCCAGGGCCCUUCUUUUGAGCAAGACCAUUACUAACUGCAAGCCGGAGGACACAGCGUGCAAGACCUCGCAGCUGACGGUGGAGUCAGAGUUCCCCUUCAACCACAGCCCCGUGGUGACCAGUUCCUGCUCCGGCUCCUGCGAGGCCGCUGACCCAGACACCAUCGGGGCUGCCCACCCCAGCUACUGCUGUUUCCAUGACCUCUGUAAUUCUAUGGGGGUUGCCAGGCUCAGUGCUGGGGCCCUAGUCCCUAGGGGGCCAUAA
Molecule: messenger RNA, 456 nt
Organism: Balaenoptera musculus (blue whale)
Lineage: Eukaryota; Metazoa; Chordata; Mammalia; Artiodactyla; Balaenopteridae
Gene: SLURP1
Product: secreted LY6/PLAUR domain containing 1
Exons: 4
Coding region: 1-456 (151 amino acids)
Molecular function (GO): acetylcholine receptor inhibitor activity
Source: RefSeq, a predicted model, not a curated record